AACAGUAUAACAGUAAAACAAAAACGGAAGGAGAAGAAAAGGGAAGGGGUUAUAAGAAAGUGAAAAACAAGAAUGGGUGGUAGUGGGAGUGGAAGAGGCGCCGUGAAAGGAACCGCCGGUAUGGCAAUUGGAAUUGGAAUUGGCCGGAGCGUAGGAAACCGAACUGUUCUGAUAACCGGUGUCAGCAAAGGCCUCGGCAGGGCUCUUGCCAUCGAAUUGGCGAAUCGCGGCCACACCAUUAUCGGCUGUUCCCGUGCUCAAGAAAAACUCGAUUCCCUUCAAUCCCUACUCACCUCCAACAACAAUCACCAUCUCUUCCUCAACGCCGACGUCAGUUGCAACAACAGUGUUGCAGAGAUGGCAAGAAUCGUAAUGGAGAAAAACGGCGGUCCACCGGAUAUCAUAGUGAACGGUGCAGGAACCAUUAACAAGAACAACAAGAUGUGGGAGGUUCCGGCGGAGGAAUUCGAUCUCGUGAUGGAUACGAAUUUGAAAGGUAGUGCGAAUGUGUUGAGGCAUUUCAUUCCUGUGAUGUUGAAGAAGAAUGAAGGGGAGGGGAUAAUAGUGAAUAUGUCUUCUGGUUGGGGGAGAUCUGGUGCGGCACUUGUUGCGCCUUACUGUGCAUCUAAAUGGGCGAUUGAAGGACUGACCAAGUCGGUGGCGAAAGAGUUGCCGCAAGGAAUGGCGGUUGUGGCGCUUAAUCCGGGGGUAAUCAAUACUGAUAUGCUUGCUUCUUGCUUUGGUGCUUCUGCAUCUAUGUAUCAAUCCCCAGAAUUAUGGGCUUUGAAGGCAGCUACCAUGAUACUCAAUCUUACUCCUGCGGACAAUGGUGCUUCUCUGUCCGUUUGAACGAAUCUUGAUACAAAUGUAGUUAGAGACAGAACAAAUGUAGUUUCAACCUCUUUUUUUUUUUUCCUCUAAUGUAACUAGUCUCAUGGAUGUGUUGAUAUAGCCUGUGAAUGAGGCCAAUCAUCAAGUCCAGAAUCAUAUGAUAUGAUUGUAUAAUUCUAACUACUACCAAUCUAUCAUUCACAUUGCAAUCUUUUUUUCC
This is a messenger RNA of Vicia villosa (hairy vetch), 1051 nucleotides long. Its product is annotated as NADPH-dependent pterin aldehyde reductase. NCBI's taxonomy places the organism in Eukaryota, Viridiplantae, Streptophyta, Magnoliopsida, Fabales, Fabaceae. The transcript has 2 exons. The record is from RefSeq and is a predicted model, not a curated record. Gene Ontology annotation, cellular component: cytosol. Gene Ontology annotation, biological process: folic acid-containing compound metabolic process. Gene Ontology annotation, molecular function: oxidoreductase activity, acting on the CH-OH group of donors, NAD or NADP as acceptor. Bases 73 to 849 code for a protein of 258 amino acids.